GAAAGCGAGAUUGAUGUUAAUAAUUAUUCUCUUUCAGUAUGCAGGAGAAAGGGAGGGCAGGAUAUUAAUCAUCAUCAUUAUUAUUUAGCCAGUCCGCGGCCGGACAGCUGUCCCGCGGAGGUGACGACAGAGGGACGAUGUCGCCCCGGGCCGCGCCGCCGUGUGGCAGUGUCAGUGUCAGGGGAGAGAGCGGUCCGCACGCGCUGCGAGAGACGGGGACGCCGUGUGUGUGUGUGUGUGCGCGCGCUGAAGAGACCCCCCCCCGCAGGUCUUCAAAGCUCAUCGCUCAUUUCGCAGUGACAGAUUCCAUCCCCGUCGCCUGCUCGUGUUGAUGGACAGCGGGAGCGGCCAAAAGGCACGCCGACAUCACUCCGCUCCAGCGAGGGGAGGAAGAGUCCCGGUCAGCCCCGGACCAGCGCCCGGCCCCGCCCGACACCGAGCACCGCCCGAACCGGACCGAGCCGCAGCUCGGGCCGAGGGGGAGAAGGGGGCAUUUCCCCGCCGAUCAUCCGACUGUUCUUCCGCGCAUACAGGAUGAACACAGCCGGGCGACAACGGCGGCAAUAAGCAGAAUUCUUCUUCUUCUGGUUAUUAUUAUUAAUCUCGGAUGGGAAUGGUUCCGGCUAUGGUCACCGCCGGACGCGCUGGUCAGGGGGAAACGCGGCUGCUCUGGAGGCGCUAUUAGAUUCCUCUCGUUGACAGGACUGUCUCGCCCGCCCGUGAGCGGACCGGACCCCGCUGUACCGAGCUGUGGGGGCCACCGUUUUCCACAUUUCCGCCCAGGAUCACUGCGAGCGGCAUCGGGACCGCCGUCUCGGCUCGCCUGUCUGGACACAGGCACCCGGAGCCCGGAGCCCGGAGCGCUGGACUGCGGCUCCGCCGUGCCGUCCGUCCGCCGGGCAGCCGGCUGCACUCGCGUUGAUGGAGAGCAGGUAUGAGGAUGUGCUGCAGUACCCCUCAGUGGAGACAGCAUGUGGAGGGGGGUUCAGCGACGUUAUGACCAUCCGCCCAAUCGCUCCCCCACUGAGCCAGACUCCCCACUACGCCUCUCACCGGGGGGGCGAUGGACUCAAACACCACAAGGACCAGAUUUAUGGACACCCGCUGUUCCCACUGCUGGCGCUGGUGUUUGAGAAGUGUGAACUGGCCACCUGCUCACCCCGCGAGCCAGCCGCCCUGACCUCACACAGCGACGUCUGCUCCUCUGACUCCUUCAACGAGGACAUUGCUGCAUUCGCCAAACAGAUCCGCUCAGAAAAGCCUCUGUUUUCUUCCAACCCAGAACUGGACAACCUGAUGAUACAAGCCAUACAGGUGCUGCGGUUUCACCUGCUGGAGCUGGAGAAGGUCCAUGACCUGUGUGAUAACUUCUGCCACCGCUACAUCACCUGUCUGAAAGGGAAGAUGCCCACAGACCUGGUGCUUGAUGACCGGGAGGGCGGGUCCAAGUCGGACCUGGAGGACUUCGCUGGUUCCUGCACCAGUCUGUCAGACCAGAACGCUUCGUGGCUCCGGGACCCAGAGGAUUGCGUGUCGACCCCCUCAGGGACACCAGGACCCUCAUCCUGCGGCCUCCCCUCCCACAGCACUGACAACUGCAGUGACAACGGUACAGAGGGGCAGUUCAUACUGGACACACAGUGUGACCCGGCUCCGUUUGUCCUCUCUCAGCACCCGUACCCCUCGGAGGAGCAGAAGAAGCAGCUGGCCCAGGACACCGGCCUCACCAUCCUGCAGGUCAACAACUGGUUCAUCAACGCCAGGCGCAGGAUAGUGCAGCCCAUGAUAGACCAGUCCAACCGCUCAGGUCAGGGCGCUCCCUACAGCCCCGAGGGUGCGGGCGUGGCGGGCUACGGCCUGGAGGGCACCACACACCUGGGCAUCAGGACAGCGGCUCUCCAGGGAGUGACGGGUCUGCCCACAGACUACCCCAGGGGAGUCCUGCCCCAGCCAGGAUACCCUUCGCCUGCCCACCUGCCCCCCCACACCACCCCCUCGCUGCGACACCCCUCUCCACUGCCCCCCUACCCUCCUCCUCACCCUGCCAUGCUGCUGCACACUGCACCCACCUCUGCAACUCCGCCAGACCCCCUCCUUGGAGCACAGGCACUGGACAUCCACCCCACCGAAAGAGAGGGGCUCCAGCCGGUCCUGCUUGCACACUCAGUUGCUCCCUCUUCCAGAGUCUCGUCCUGCCACGGCCUGCAGGGACUCAGACACCUGCCACUCUCCGUGUAA
Lepisosteus oculatus (spotted gar) is the source of this 2238-nucleotide messenger RNA. The record is from RefSeq and is a predicted model, not a curated record. Lineage: Eukaryota; Metazoa; Chordata; Actinopteri; Semionotiformes; Lepisosteidae.